Molecule: messenger RNA, 1230 nt
Organism: Dracunculus medinensis (Guinea worm)
Lineage: Eukaryota; Metazoa; Nematoda; Chromadorea; Rhabditida; Dracunculidae
Source: the annotation of a GenBank genome assembly
AUGGUCGGUUAUCUGCUUUCGAGUCGCGAUGUCUUUGGAAGAAAGAGUUUAUUAUGGAUUCGCACUGAAGACUGUUUAAUUUUGUCCCAGUCCAUUACGUGUUUCAAAAAGACUUGGUCGGAAAUACCCUCGGGUUCGAUUUCGGUGAUAAAUUUUGAUAAUUAUGCCAGUAUUUGGCAUUCUGUUAACUUUUAUUCUGUUCGAGAGAUAAAUAAUUGUUUAUGGGUUAAGCAAUUCGUUGAUCUAAAAUUCACCUGGAUUAAAAAUAAGGCCUCGAAACUUUUGGUUGUCAAUCGUGAACUUGGUUCGACAGAUUGUGAUAUUGUCAGCGAAAUGGUCGAGCGUUUGUGUAAUGCAGUGCGGUUUUGUUGUUCUGAUUUGGAUUCAAACAGUUCUUUAGCAGUUUUGUUUAGUGGAGGUGUGGAUAGCCUAUUAAUAGCUGUUAUUACUGCUUUUGUUAUUCCUGAAAAUAUUAUUAUCGAUCUGAUCAAUGUUUCUUUCGAUGAAAAAGAUUAUAAUCUUGCUCCAGAUAGGCCUCAUGCUAUCGAAGCCUAUUUGUAUUUACUUUCGCAAUUUGGUAAUAGUCGUUUCCGAUUGAUACUGGUUAAUGUAGAUGGUAAUGAACUAGUCCGUUGUCGUCAGCAGCAUAUUGCUUAUUCCAUUGCUCCAUCAUUGUCAGUUUUGGAUGAUUCUGUUGGAUGUGUUUUAUGGUUUGCUGCGAGAGGGUCUGGUGUGCUUUACGGCUCAAAUGAUUCAACGCAAGUGAAAUCCAAUGCAAAGAUUGUGUUAGUCGGCAGUGGAGCUGAUGAAAUAUUCGGAGGUUAUUUGAGUCAUCGAAGCGCAUAUGAGAAAUAUGGAAGGUUGGGUGUUAUUGAUGAACUUCAACGUGAGAUGUACCGAAUAGGCGAAAGAAAUUUGGGUCGUGAUGAUAGGGUGACAAGCGGUAUUGGGAAAGAUGCAAGAGCACCUUUUCUUGAUGAUCGCUUCGUGGAAUGGUUGAAUAGCCUUCCCUUGGAAGCAAAGGCAGAUUUUACCAAAGGACGAGGAUUUGGUGAAAAAAAGCUAAUACGCAAAGCUCUUGAAAAUUUUGGAUCACCGCAAUCUCUCUACAAUGCUCCGAAACGAGCAAUGCAGUUCGGUGCAAGGAUAGCAAAACGAGAAAAACGAAAAGAAAAAGCUAAUGAUAUUUGUGACCGAAUUCUUGAAAGCCUGAAUAAUGGGAGCAUAUAG